Messenger RNA from Vigna angularis (adzuki bean), 1806 nucleotides. RefSeq lists its product as uncharacterized. Gene Ontology annotation, molecular function: zinc ion binding; nucleic acid binding. The record is from RefSeq and is a predicted model, not a curated record. NCBI's taxonomy places the organism in Eukaryota, Viridiplantae, Streptophyta, Magnoliopsida, Fabales, Fabaceae. The transcript is spliced from 2 exons. Bases 1 to 1806 code for a protein of 601 amino acids.
AUGGUUACUAAUGAGUUGAAAAUGCUAAGAGAUGAACAAGUUCAAUAUAGGGAGAGAAGCCUGAGUGUAGAAUCCCAAAGUGAGCAAGAAAACUUAAGAGUAGGAGAUUACUAUCCUUCUUCAUCAAGAAGGCGUAGGCGUGACUAUGAAAAUCCUCCUCCUCCUCUUAAGGAAGUCAAUGUGGUAUUGCCUCAUUUUCAUGGGAAAGAUAACAUUGAGGCUUACCUUGACUGGGAAAUGAAAGUAGAGCAAAUAUUUGCUUGUCAACAAGUGUCGGAGGAAAGGAAAGUCUCUCUAGCUACCCUUAGUUUUCAAGGGUAUGCAAUGUAUUGGUGGACUGCUUUAGUCAAAGAGAGAAUGAGACAACAACUUCCUCCCAUUAAAUAUUGGAAUGAACUCACAGCAGCUCUCAAGAAAAGGCACAUUCCCUCUUACUAUAAAAGGGAACUUAUGGAUAAGCUCCAAAGGUUGCAACAAAAGUCUAUGUCUGUUGAAGGCUAUAGACAACAAAUGGAGUUAUACAUAAUGAGAGCAGGGAUCACAGAGGCAGAGGAAACUACUUUAGCUAGAUUUUUGAGUGGGUUAAAUUUGGACAUAAGGGAUAAAGUAGAACAACAAAAUCAGCGAAAAAUUUCUGCCAAAAGAUUUCAGUCUCCCUUUGAGCCGAAAUUUACUAAAGCAAAAGAACCCCUCAAACCUCUAGCCAAAAUAGUUGAAAAGCCAAACAAAGAGUCCUCUUCACACACUCGCACAAGUGAUAUAAAGUGUUUCAAGUGUUUAGGUAGGGGUCAUAUAGCUGCUCAAUGUCCUACUAAGAGAACUAUUCUUUUAAAGGGAAAGGACAUCUAUAGCAGUGAAAGUGAAUCCCUUACCAGUGAUAGUGAGAGUGAAUCAGAAAAAGAAGAGGAAGUGUUUGCGGAUGAUUGUCAACUUCUCAUGGUGAGAAGGGUGCUUAGCAGUCAACCAAGUCUGGAACAACUAUCACAAAGAGAGAACAUUUUUCAUACAAGGUGUAAAAUUCAAGAAAACUAUUGUUCUCUCAUUAUUGAUAGUGGUUCUUGCUGCAAUUGUUGUAGUACCAGACUAGUUGAAAGACUGAAUCUUGCUGUAAUACCCCAUCCCAAACCUUAUAGACUUCAUUGGCUAAAUGAAGAUGGGGACAUUACAGUCAAGAAUCAAGUUAAAGUGGCUCUAUCCAUAGGGAACUUCAAAGAUGAAGUUGUUUGUGAUGUAGUUCCUAUGGAAGCUUGCCAUGUGCUAUUGGGAAGACCAUGGCAAUUUGAUCAUAACACUAUACACCAUGGUCUUACCAAUACCAUAACUGUGCACAAACAAGACAAGAAAUUUGUGCUUCAACCUUUGACACCUACUCAGGUGGCACAAGAUCAAGCACAAAUGAAGUCCGCUAGGGAACAGGAAAAGAAACAGAAAAAGAAAAAAAUGCCAAAACAACAGAGCGGAGAAGUCAUAGAGUCCAGUGUUACUUCCCACAAGGUCACUCAACAUGAAGUUCUUUUAAAUAAAAAGACUUUAAACAAUACACUUCAAGUUGAGCAACCUUCAUACCUUCUUCUUUGCCAAGGAACACUCAUCUGCACAUCUAGUGAGACUCAGACUAAUACUCUUUCUUUGGCAAUACAAAAGCUUUUGAAAGAAUUUGAUGAUCUAUUUCCCAAAGAAAUUCCAAAUGGGCUUCCACCAUUAAGAGGGAUAGAACAUCAAAUUGAUUUCAUACCAGGGGCAACUCUUCCUAAUAGGCCUGCCUAUAGGACUAAUCCCCAAGAAACCAAAGAAAUUGAGUCAUAA